AUGAAUCCCAGUACGAAGCAGAAGCAAGAAGGACUUCAAGAGAAUUUAAAGAAUAGUCCUAUCCCAAGAAGAACUCUGAAGAUGAUUCAGCAUUCAGUAGCCGGAUCUCUUGUUGGAAGAGAAUGUGAGUUGGCUAAAGGCUUAUCCAAAAAGAAACCUGGAAAUGGCCAGUUAACAUCUAAGACUUCCAGCUCUGACGGGAUUAUUGGGCCCGAAAAUAAAAAUCUUGGAGGAGUCACUCAAGAAGCAUUUGAUCUCAUGAUUAAAGAAAAUCCAUCUUCUCAAUAUUGGAAAGAAGUAGCAGAAAAACGGAGGAAGGCUCUCUAUGACACACUUAAGGAAAAUGAGAAACUUCAUAAAGAAAUUGAGGAAAAGGACAAUGAAAUUGCCCGCCUGAAAAAAGAGAAUAAAGAAUUGGCAGAAGUGGCAGAACAUGUACAGUAUAUGGCAGAGGUGAUAGAGAGACUGACUCAUGAACCUCUGGAUAACUAUGAAUCAUCGGAUAGUCAGGAUUUUGAGUCUGAAGAGGAAACUGGUGAAGAUUCUGCAGUGGAAGACUCAGAAAUUGGCACAUGUGCUGAAGAAAUUGUAUCUUCCUCUACAGAUGCUAAACCGUGUAUAUGA
Chrysochloris asiatica (Cape golden mole) is the source of this 624-nucleotide messenger RNA. RefSeq names its product geminin-like. Lineage: Eukaryota; Metazoa; Chordata; Mammalia; Afrosoricida; Chrysochloridae. The record is from RefSeq and is a predicted model, not a curated record. Gene Ontology annotation, cellular component: nucleus. The coding region runs from base 1 to 624 and encodes 207 amino acids. Gene Ontology annotation, biological process: negative regulation of DNA replication; negative regulation of cell cycle. The transcript has 6 exons.